Molecule: messenger RNA, 1497 nt
Organism: Vitis riparia (riverbank grape)
Lineage: Eukaryota; Viridiplantae; Streptophyta; Magnoliopsida; Vitales; Vitaceae
Product: zinc finger protein ZAT4-like
Exons: 1
Coding region: 150-1229 (359 amino acids)
Biological process (GO): regulation of DNA-templated transcription
Source: RefSeq, a predicted model, not a curated record
GCUUGGUGGAGGAAUGCUUGUCACCUACUCCUUUUGGUUUCCACUCUCUAUACUUCUCGUAUAGAGAGAAAGAAGGAAGAGAGAAAAGAGAGAAGAAAAUUGAGGGGGAGAGAGAGAAAGAGAGAGAAAGGUUUGAUUUUGAGAGAAAAAUGGAGAAGCACAAGUGCAAGCUGUGCUUCAGGAGCUUCUCCAAUGGCAGAGCUUUGGGGGGUCACAUGAGGUCUCACAUGUUGAAUCUUCCGAUUCCUCCAAAGCAAGAGCAACCCAGUCAAAUCGGUGAUGAUGAGACCGAGUCGGCUUCUUCAUCCUCGUCAUCUGAAGAAGAAGGUGAGGACAAGGGGCUGGGGUAUGAGCUGAGAGAGAAUCCUAAGAAGAGUAUUCGGUUGGCAGAUCCUGAGUUCUCCUUUGCUGUUGAUGCUGCCUCUGUUGUUCUUCAGGAUAGAGAGAGCGAGACCGAGUCCUCCAAGAACCCAACUCGCCGACGAUCCAAGCGGAAUCGGAAACUCGGUCUUGCUGACCCGCCUCGCUUCCACGAGCAGAAGAAGAUCAAACUCGAUAAACUCAGUAAAACCGAGUCCUGGGCUGACCCUGAACCGGUGAGUUCGAUCUCCGACGCUACAACCGAAGAAGAUGUUGCCUUCUGUUUGAUGAUGCUUUCUAGAGACAAAUGGAUAGAGGAGCAGGAAAACCAAGAACGGCGACAUGAUGAAGAGGAUGAAGAAGAAGCAGAAGCAGAAGCAGAAGAAGAAGAGAGGUUUGUUGACGAGACCGAUGACUCCGACGAGCUCAAAUUGUUCAAGACCAGAGCUCGAGGCAAGUACAAAUGCGAGACAUGCAACAAAGUGUUUAGAUCUUAUCAAGCAUUGGGUGGUCACCGUGCCAGCCACAAGAAGAUCAAAGCCUGUGCUCCAAUUAAGGAAGUGGAGUUUGAGCCUGAAAACUCUAGCAAUCCCUGUUUGGCUGAUGCGAAAAUUCACGAAUGCCCAGUCUGCUUCCGGAAAUUCACCUCCGGACAAGCACUUGGUGGGCACAAGAGAUCCCACAUCUCAGGCUCAGCAGCUGCUGCAGCAGCUCCGGCACCACCUCCUCCACCAAGAAAAGCUUCAAGCAAGGUGGGCGACAGCAUGAUAGAUCUUAACCUUCCCGCUCCAAUUGAAGACGACGACAAUAGCCAAAUCGAGCACUCAGCAGUGUCUGAUGCAGAGUUCGUGAACCCCAUCAGACGAUGAAUGGCUAAGAAAAAAAAAGAUGGAAUCAUUCAUGAGAGGUAAUGAUUUUUGGCUGCUUUGGCAUAUCCAUGGAUCUGAAACUGUUUCCAGUUUGGUUUUUGGCAAUUGGGUUCAUAGACUAUCAUUCUUCUUCUUCUUCUUCAAUCUCCAUCAUCAAUAUUCUGACUGUAAUUCAUUGCUUUGAAUUUUCUCAAGCCUCUGUUACUGUAACAACUGAUUCUUAGGCCAUCCAUUAAUGGUGAAAUUUAUUUCAAUUUGCUUCAUCCAA